Molecule: messenger RNA, 927 nt
Organism: Penicillium lagena
Lineage: Eukaryota; Fungi; Ascomycota; Eurotiomycetes; Eurotiales; Aspergillaceae
Product: fumarylacetoacetate hydrolase family protein
Exons: 6
Coding region: 1-927 (308 amino acids)
Molecular function (GO): acetylpyruvate hydrolase activity
Source: RefSeq, a predicted model, not a curated record
AUGGCCAUAUCAAAUGGAUCCCACGAAACGGGAACAGUCUCAAAGGCCCCUCUCCGCUCGAAACACCCAGUUUGGAGACGAUGGGUACGAUUUAGGGGCAGUGAUGGUAACAUCUACGGCGGCGAGCCUGUGGACGGCAGUGUUGAUGUGGGACUCGCCAUGGUGGAGCAGAAAGACGUGGCUGUGAAGGUUGUUGCUGGAGGGUCGGCAUUGGACUACGAUGCCCCCUUUACUGGUGAAGUAAAGUUCGUAGAAGAGCUUCUCUCGCCAGUUACACCAAACGAAGCUGGGACAGUCCGGUGUGUUGGUCUUAACUACAAGGAACAUGCGGCAGAGAUGAAAAUGACUCUCCCCAACACUCCGACAGUCUUUCUCAAAGCGAGUACUUGUAUUGCGUCGGCAUCGGAACCAAUUGUGUUGCCUUCAAACGUGGAUCACGAUGAAGUUGACUACGAGGUUGAGCUGGCUGUCGUAAUUGGGAGAAUUUGCAAGAAUGUCUCAGUUCCAGAUGCGAGUGCUUAUAUCCUGGGCUACUCUGUCGCUAAUGACGUGACUGCCCGUAAACUCCAAGAAAAGACCUCACAAUGGUCGUAUGCAAAGGGCAUGGACGGUUUCUGUCCGCUUGGACCCUGCAUAGUCUAUGCGCAAGAAAUUCCCAACCCUAAUGUCUUGGAACUACGCACAUUCCUCAACGGGAAGACGAUGCAGAAUGGAUCUGCUAGUGACAUGAUCUUCAGUAUACCAGAGAUUGUUUCUUAUCUGUCCCAGGGACACACUCUGCUACCUGGAACUGUAAUCAUUACUGGAACACCUUGUGGUAUCGGAGUCUCGCAAAAGCCACCGCGGUUUCUGCAACCCGGUGACAAGCUUCGAGUAAACAUAAGUCAUGGGCUGGGCACUCAAUUCUGUGAGAUCACGCGAGACUGA